Lates calcarifer (barramundi perch) is the source of this 2369-nucleotide messenger RNA. It is a transcript of the gene nog3, whose product is annotated as noggin 3. The record is from RefSeq and is a predicted model, not a curated record. The coding region runs from base 587 to 1264 and encodes 225 amino acids. Lineage: Eukaryota; Metazoa; Chordata; Actinopteri; Centropomidae. Gene Ontology annotation, biological process: dorsal/ventral pattern formation; osteoblast differentiation; negative regulation of cell differentiation. The transcript has a single exon.
UAAUAAUGAUACGCGUAAUACUUGACAGUGUAUUAAUCGUAUUGUGUGUUCGUGCUUGUGCGUAAACUGCGGGUGAGUGGGAGGGAGUUUUCGGGUCAACAUCGGGAGGGCUGGUCUCCAUCAUCAGAGAGAGGGAGCGGGAUUACAUCACCGUCCUGCUGGAUAUUUGGGUGCAGUCGGAGGCGCCUUCAGUUUUGGCUGCAGGAGGACCAGAGGCAUCAGGAGCCGGCGCGCCAGCAUGCGGACUGAGAGCGGCGACCUGCGGGGCACUGAGCUGUCUCACCGGGACCUGCCCACCGGCGAAGCUCAGGGCUGAGAGUCCAGGGAUCCGGACUCAUGGACUGUGCAGUUACGCGGGAAAACCCCUCUCCUCUCUCUCGCCGCCAGCAGCAGUCUGAAAGUUGCUGAGAAGUUUUGGAGCGCGUCGCGCCGCGGUUACUCCCCCGGUGCGUCUGCUGCGCGCUCUCAGCUCACACUUGGAUACUUUCCCUUCAGACUCUCCAAGGGAAACCCGGAGCGUCUUUGUCUUCUUCCAGGGAGGAUUAAGUCUGAGUAUCGUGACUGUGUCGGACCCGGUUCAGAGGACAUGGAUAACUCCUGUUAUUUCUUGGCUGUGUUUCUGCUCGUUCUCUCUCUGGGCUUCAGGAUAGAGGAGGGCAUGUGCCAACACUACUAUCUCCUCUAUCCCAUUCCCAGCGAUUCUCUGCCCGUAGUGGACUUAAAGGAGGACCCGAAUCCGGUGCUGGACCCUAAGGAGAAGGACCUGAACGAGACGGAGCUCAGGAGCGUCCUGGGCAGCCUCUUCGACCCGUACUACAUGUCCGUCUCCGCGCCAGAGGACAAGUACGCGACUGGGAGCGAGGACGCGUCGAGCGACGCCGAGACGCGGCUCAAGCUCUCCGGAGCUAUGCCCAAAGAGAUCCGGGCCAUGGAGUUCGAGGUCCAGCACGGCAAGAAGCAGAAGCCGAGCAAAAAACUCCGGAGAAGGCUGCAACUGUGGCUGUGGUCUUACGCCUUCUGCCCGGUUGUUUACGCAUGGAACGACCUGGGCAGCAGAUUCUGGCCGCGCUACGUGAAAGUGGGGAGCUGCUACAAUAAGCGGUCUUGUUCGGUCCCUGAAGGGAUGGUCUGCAAACCUGCCAAAUCGACUCAUUUUACGAUCCUGCGAUGGCGCUGCCUGCAGAAGAAGGGGGGUCUGAAAUGCGCCUGGAUACCUGUUCAGUACCCGGUUAUAUCAGAGUGCAAAUGCUCCUGCCCGAACUGAGAAUGACUCUGUUUCUUUCUUUUUUCUUUUUUUUUUAUGUUUUUACACACGAGCUGCAAAACAUUUCAACUCCUCAAGAGUCAUAAAAACUGGUUUUCUAGUGACAAAAUAAAUCUACUUUGUUGCCUUAAUUCAAAAUAUUCAAAUUAAAAUUCAGUAGAAAUCUGUUUGUUUGUUUUUUGCAGUGCACUGUCCAGUGUAAGAAUGUAUAUUUGAUGUUCAUGUUUUUAUUUUAUGACAGAACGUUGUAUGAAAAGGAAGGUCAGUAUUAUUAAUAUAAUCAAAUCUACUGUAUUUGUUUAAUGGAUCUUUGAUUGUAUCUGUCUAUUUAUAUUGUGUUCAUACUGAAGGAUGGAUUUAUGGACCUCUGUGGGGAAAUCUGAAGAGUUCUGCUCCAAAACACGACUAGAAAUCAGAAUCUCUGGACGAUAAAAAUCAAUAAAACAGACUGAAUAUUAUUAUUUUACUAUGAUUUGAAUCAGGACUCUUCAUGAAUUCUUCUCAUCUUCAGAUGCUGUAAAAUAAAAAGGGACAGAUGGUCUAUAAACCACUGUGUCGCUUCAUUUAUUCUCAUAAAGUUCAAAGUAAAAGUACUGUAAAAAUACUCCAUUACAAGUAAAACUCCUGCAUUUAAAAUGGUACUCAAGUAAAAGUAUGAAAAUAUAAUCAGGAAAAUCAUGUUUAAGCAGCAUUUUAUUGUUUGGUUGGCGCUGGUUUUAGCUUCUGCUCGUUAUUUUAUUGAGUAAUCAAUCGAUCAUUUGAUUGAUUGGUUUGUAAAAUAAUAGGAAAUGUCAUCACAGUCUCCCAGAAUCCAAAGUGACACUUUCACACCUGUUAAAUUGUAUUUAUUUUAAAAUAACCAGAGGGAAAAGAGGUAGAUUGUAACAUUAAAGGUUUGAAAUGACGUAAAACAGUUUCAGCUCUACUUGUAUUUACUGUUAGCAAAUUAUUUUAUAAGCUUGUAUAAUGUUUGUAUUAUGUGUAAAAAAUUAGAAAUUGAGUAUUUUUCUCUGGAGUUUGGUGGUGAAAAUGGAAAUACUCAAGAAAAGUUCAAGAAGUUUCAUUAAUGUAAGAAAAAUGAAGGCCGAGUCGAGAUUAGAUGAAA